AUUAACCAGGCUGGGUGGACGGUGAAUAGAUUAUUCAAGAAAGAAUGGAGAACAGAUGGCUAUCUCACCCUGCCGGAGAAGCACAUGCGUGAACAAACAUCCGGGUUCCGCGCUUUCUAUGGCGAUUAUGAAAUGGACGUCAUUGUCGACGGCAAUGUCGUCGAAACGCGUGAGUUCAGCGUUAAGAAGGGCAGCAUUACCGAGAUCAAUGUGGAAAUAAACGAGCCUGAGAAAACGGACAUUAUUAAACGCAGCGCUGGUGUGUUUAGAGAUACCGUCCAACAAUUUGAGGCGGUCUAUGGCUUGAACUAAAUACGAUAAUUCGAUUUACAGUUGAACAAAAUUUGAUAGACUUGUAAAAAAUAUACAUUUUAGUUUAUCAAUUUAACAUUAGAGACUAUUGAACUAAUUGCCACAAAUUGGGUCAUUUGAUAAAGAUAAAUGGUGUUAGGCCUAUCAAUUAGUGUCCAAUAACUUUUUGUUGAUAGAGCAGUCCACAGCCAUUUAGUGAACACCUUGUUAAAAUUAAAAAUAUUAAAUUUGAUUAAAGCUGCAAUUGGAUGUCUGUAAUUAAAACAGCUUGAGGUGAUGUCUAGUAAUCAACUGUGUAGAAGGAAGGCUCUGUUCAGUCAUUCUGUAAAUAUGAAGUAUACGACAUAAUAAUAAAUCUAUACUAAUCUCUUGCAAA
This is a messenger RNA of Owenia fusiformis, 688 nucleotides long. The record is from the annotation of a GenBank genome assembly. NCBI's taxonomy places the organism in Eukaryota, Metazoa, Annelida, Polychaeta, Sabellida, Oweniidae.